AUGACAGAAACAGAGGAAGCACCCGUCCUCUCCUUCAAAGAGCGACUCGCCAAAUUCAACCAGCCUUCAGAACCCCUGGCCCCUAGUCCCCGUCCACAGCCAGCCUCGCGCCCACCACCAGUGCACAGCAAGACGAAAGCAAAGCCUCCGCCCCCGCCAUUGCCAUCGCGGAGGCCGUCCACUCAACAGCUUCAACCUCAAGACCCAGCGCCCCCUGGUCUACCGCGCAGACCGUCAUCAUUACAACGGGGAGUUUCUCGAGAUUCAGUUACCUCCAAUGCGUCAUCUCUGUCUGCCGUUUCGGCGAGAACGGCUCCCCCUUUGCCCACAAGACGGGGGACGAGUCCUAGGCCACCGCCGCCACCUCCGCGGCCAGUGUCUCAGUCGAACGGGACUACGAAUGAAAACGAGGGUCAAAAACCACAAUUACCCCACCGACCAGCAUCGAAUGCCAGUACCUUGAGUAAUGGUAGUCGUUCUCCAGCUCCCGCGCUGCCUCCUCGACUUCCUCCACGGACACCUACGAGAGAACAGGAGACGGCGGCGCAACAGCAGAAUAGCAAUAGAGAGGCUAGACCUGCGUCGAGAAGACUUCCGCCUCCGCCUCGACCGGUUGAUCCCCGUCUGCUUGGAUUCGGGGGGUCGAAGAAGAGUAAUGGUGAAGAUCAUCCUUCUCCAAACGGGGUUCCACCACCGGUGCCACGGGAUUCUCGUCCUGAUCUCUCCAAGAUCGAAGCGUCGAAACCUCGUAUAAAUGCUUCACCUUCAGCACCAGUGACUCAGACUACGACCUGCUUGAAAUGCCGUGACUUCUCCGCUCCGGACGAGCAUGCGGCGCAAUUUCCACGUCAAUCACUGCCAACGCAGGACCUUUCCUGGCUGGCGAAUGCCCUGACCGCACCAUUUCCAUCGCCAACGGAUAAAGCCCGGGCAAUCUUUACUUGGCUGCAUCACAAUGUCGAGUACGAUGUCCACGCACUUUAUAACAACUGCGUGAAACCGUCCACGCCACAAAGCACCCUGGCCACGGGCCUAGCUGUCUGCGAAGGCUACGCCGGCCUCUUCGCAGCUCUCGCAACCCACGCUGGCCUCGAGGUCAUUGUCGUCGGCGGCCAUGGCAAGGGAACUGGCUACGCUGACCCAGCCCCAGGCUCUGCCCUCCCACCCUACAACCCGGGAGGCCACGCCUGGAACGCCGUCCGCAUCGACAACGGACACUGGAAACUCAUUGAUGCCUGCUGGGGCGCCGGCGCCGUCAACGGCGGCGGCCAACCCUACAUCAAGGUCUUCUCGCCGUCACACUUUACCAAAACAAACGACGAAUUCGGCCAAUCCCACUACCCAAGCAACCGCGACCACUUCUUCCGCGACGACGGCCGCCCCUCCAUCUCCUGGGAAGAAUACCUCCUCCACGUCCCCAAACACCCCGUCAUCUUCACAGACGCCCACAAACACAACCUAGACCCCUCCUCUUUCUACCCAGCAACCAACCAGAUCUCCAUCAACAACACCCCCGGCCCGCUCCGCGUCCAAUUUAACCUCAUCUGCCCACACUGGACCUUCGAGCACCACUCCAAGGCACUACCAGGCCUCUUCCUCCUCCAAACCCACGGCAUCGACGGCCGCAAAGAAGAGCGUCUUCCAUUCAACCACGUACGCGGCUCAACGCCUGGUGGCGGCGGAGACGUCUGGUACGUCGAUAUCCCCGAUGCACGGAUGUUAGGGGCGCCUGGGCAGAAGUUGCAGAUUGCUGUGUUGACGAGUUUUGGGGAUCGGACGGAUGCGCGGGGUGUCACGGCGGAGGAAUUCAGGGCUUUGAAUGGGAGAGUUGGGAUGGCGUGGGCGUAUGUUUGUCAGUGGGAUUUGGUGUGA
Aspergillus glaucus CBS 516.65 is the source of this 1872-nucleotide messenger RNA. RefSeq lists its product as uncharacterized. The transcript is spliced from 2 exons. The record is from RefSeq and is a predicted model, not a curated record. The coding region runs from base 1 to 1872 and encodes 623 amino acids. Lineage: Eukaryota; Fungi; Ascomycota; Eurotiomycetes; Eurotiales; Aspergillaceae.